UGUAAUGUCUGGAACAUGGAGUGUCUUCGGUGCCAAGCUGAGGAUUUUGAACUUCCUGCCUGUCAUUGUGGGAGCAGUCACUGGCCAGCUCUCUCCUGGCGGCUGGGGCUGAUUCCCACUGGAAAUCCAUUAUAUGAAUCUUAUUAUAAGCAGGUAGACCCAGCAUACACAGGGCGAGUUGGGGCGAGUGAAGCUGCACUUUUUCUAAAGAAGUCUGGGCUCUCAGACAUUAUCCUUGGGAAGAUAUGGGACUUGGCCGACCCAGAAGGUAAAGGGUUCUUGGACAAACAGGGUUUCUAUGUUGCACUGAGACUAGUGGCCUGUGCACAGAGCGGCCACGAAGUUACCUUGAGCAAUCUGAAUUUGAACAUGCCGCCGCCUAAGUUUCACGACACCAGCAGCCCUUUGAUGGUCACGCCGCCUUCUGCAGAGGCCCAUUGGGCUGUGAGGGUAGAAGAAAAGGCAAAAUUUGAUGGAAUUUUUGAAAGCCUCUUACCCAUCAGUGGUUUGCUUUCUGGAGACAAAGUCAAGCCAGUCCUCAUGAACUCAAAGCUGCCUCUUGAUGUCCUGGGUAGGGUCUGGGACCUCAGUGACAUCGACAAGGACGGGCACCUGGACAGAGAUGAGUUUGCUGUGGCCAUGCACUUGGUGUACCGAGCCCUUGAGAAGGAGCCUGUGCCCUCCGCCCUGCCCCCAUCCCUCAUCCCACCAUCCAAGAGGAAGAAGACGGUGUUCCCGGGAGCUGUGCCUGUCCUGCCUGCCAGCCCCCCACCGAAAGACAGCCUCCGCUCCACGCCUUCCCACGGCAGCGUCAGCAGCCUGAACAGCACUGGAAGCCUGUCUCCCAAGCACAGUAUCAAGCAAACACAGCCAACAGUAAACUGGGUGGUGCCAGUGGCGGACAAGAUGCGAUUUGACGAGAUAUUUCUGAAGACUGACCUAGACCUGGACGGCUAUGUGAGCGGCCAGGAGGUGAAGGAGAUCUUCAUGCACUCGGGCCUCACCCAGAACCUUCUAGCACACAUAUGGGCCCUGGCCGAUACGAGGCAAACGGGGAAGUUAAGCAAAGACCAAUUCGCGUUAGCUAUGUAUUUCAUUCAGCAGAAGGUCAGUAAAGGCAUCGACCCCCCUCAAGUCCUCUCGCCGGACAUGGUCCCACCUUCAGAGAGAGUCACUCCCAUCCCGGACAGUUCAAGUUCUCUUGGAUCGGGGGAGUUUACUGGUGUGAAGGAACUUGAUGAUAUCAGUCAAGAGAUCGCCCAGUUACAAAGAGAGAAAUACUCCCUGGAACAAGACAUUAGGGAAAAGGAAGAGGCAAUCAGACAGAAAACCAAUGAAGUACAGGAAUUGCAAAAUGAUUUAGACCGGGAAACAAGCAGUUUGCAAGAGCUGGAAGCUCAGAAACAGGACGCCCAAGACCGCCUGGACGAAAUGGAUCAGCAAAAGGCCAAGCUCCGAGACAUGCUGAGUGACGUCAGGCAGAAGUGCCAGGAUGAGACCCAGAUGAUUUCCUCACUGAAGACUCAGAUCCAGUCCCAGGAAUCCGACCUCAAGUCCCAGGAAGACGACCUGAACCGGGCCAAAUCUGAGCUGAACCGACUGCAGCAGGAGGAGACGCAGCUGGAGCAGAGCAUUCAGGCUGGGAAAGUUCAACUGGAAACCAUCAUCAAGUCCCUGAAAUCCACGCAAGACGAAAUCAACCAGGCAAGAAGCAAGCUUUCCCAGCUGCACGAAAGCCACCAGGAAGCCCAGAGGAGUCUGGAGCAGUAUGACGAGGUGCUCGACGGGGCCCACGGCGCCAGUUUGACCAACUUAGCUGAGCUGAGCGAGGGCGUCUCCCUGACAGAGAGGGGCGGUUUUGGAGCCAUGGACGAUCCUUUCAAAAAUAAAGCCUUGUUAUUUAGCAACAACGCCCAAGAAUUGCAUCCGGAUCCUUUUCAGGCAGAAGACCCCUUCAAAUCUGACCCAUUUAAAGGAGCCGAUCCCUUCAAAGGUGACCCGUUCCAGAGCGACCCCUUUGCCGAACAACAGACGGCUUCAACAGAUCCAUUCGGAGGGGAUCCUUUCAAAGAAAAUGACCCAUUCCAUGGCUCUGCCCCCGACGACUUCUUUAAGAAACAGACAAAGAACGACCCAUUUACCUCAGACCCAUUCACGAAAAACCCUUCCUUACCUUCAAAGCUCGACCCCUUUGAAUCCAGUGAUCCUUUUUCAUCCUCCAGUGUCUCCUCAAAAGGAUCAGGUCCCUUUGGAACCUUAGACCCCUUCGGAAGUGGGUCCUUCAAUAGUGCUGAGGGCUUUGCCGACUUCAGCCAGAUGUCCAAGCCCCCAACUUCUGGCCCUUUCACCUCCUCCUUUGGAGGGGCAGGAUGCUCAGAUGACCCCUUUAAAAGUAAACAGGACACUCCCGCUCUGCCUCCGAAGAAACCUGCUCCUCCGCGGCCUAAACCGCCCAGCGUGCGAAGACCUCACAUCCAGUGGGCUCCUCGGCCUUGACUACCCUGGGCAGCUCACAGAGAAUGAAAAACGCAUCAGUUCAGGGGGCACCCGGUGGAUGAUAGUAAAUAUUUGUUCAGCCUUUCUCAACAGUUCAGAACCAAACCUCAUCCUGUUCCCUUCAAUGCAUUAAGCAGAUUUUUCUUAAAAUUCGGUAAAUAUUUUUAGUGGAAAAUCUCAAGAUUGUGAUGGUGGGGACCUCAGAUUUUAUCUGCCGGCACUGUGCUGCUUGGCAUGGCUUUGAUCUGCCGGGCUUGCCUUCUCCUCGCGUGUGCAUCAGCCACAGCGAGCGGGGCUGGUGUCUGCAGGACUCCUCGCUGGCAAGCCACUUGGGUGGCCCUGUGGGUCACGUCCUGAGAAAUUAGCUCUCCUCGCUCUCCCGCCCCAUCCCGCCACAGGGGGACGUGUGUUUUUCACGUGUGUUGGUGAAAAGCGAUCUUCUUCAGUAAAAUGUUCCCAAGUGAUUAUGGAUGUGAAAGGUUGUGCUCCGGACAGCCUGCUUUCUCUCUCCCCCCAGUUAAGCUUUGUUGGUGGGUUUAAGGGGGCAGGAAGGGAGGCACCAAGGUGACAAGGAGUGCCUCCUCCCAGCCACAGCUCUCCUGUGUAGUACGACUCUCGGAAGCCUGGCAGUUGUGUAGGCGUCCCCUAUAGUGUAGGACGGGUGACAGUUGUGUAGGCGUCCCCUGUAGUGUAGGAUGAGUGACUGUUGUGUAGGCGUCCCCCGUAGUGUAGGACGAGUGACAGUUGUGUGGACGUCCCGCGUUGCAACGAAUGGCAGUUUGGGAACGUCCUGUGUUGUGUAGGGUAGUAGCUCAGGUGGGGCAGCUGUCCUGACCACAAACCUUUGUUUUUUAUUUUUGUGUUUUGUUGUUUUUGUAUUUAAGUCUCAUCUACAGAACUGCAUUUCCCAACUGCAGCCCUCAAUCUUAUAAAUAGAACGCAGCAAGUAUCUGGUUGGGAUGAAAACAUACACUCAGACUCAUGUCUAUUUUUGAUAUUUUCAUUCAUCCGAUUUAUUGAGACCCCCCACCCCCAAAUCACCCAACCCUCUUACUUUUCUUCUAAGUAAAGAAUUUCAAGCAAGAGAACCUGGCUUCUUUCAGUGUUCACAUUUGUAUGUUGAGGGGGGUUUGUGUUCUAUCAUUCUCUCCGCUCACCGCCGCUGCAGGGACCCUCCCGGCAGAGAGCUUCCCGAGAGGCGAGGAGGGAGGGUCGGCACGGGCUUCACCACUGCUGGGUUGCCGGGGGCCUGUGUGGCCUCGGAAAGUUCAGAAGUAGGGGAAUAAAAGACAUUGCUACCAGGGUGGGGCCGGCCACCGAAGUUUUUUUUAACAGCACACACCGUGGUAAACCAUCGGGUUCAUACUGUUUUUGCUCAAGGCUGUCCUGUGUGUGGUUUCGGUGCACCGCUGGGGUAGCUGCUGAAACUGCUGCGGUUUGAAAUAAGUCCUAUUCUGUCCUAUCCUCAACCUUGCGUUCCUCCCUCUGGUCAUGAAGACUCCUCUGAGUGAUGGAGAGUCUCUCUGGGGGGCGCGGCAGCAGCUUCCAGCCAGCCCCCAGGGCUGGAAGUCACAGGCUCCAGCCUCUGCAGUCACAGCCUCCCCUACGCUCAGGGCUCCCUUCCCUGGGCAGGUGUCUAGGAAUGACAGGCCAGGUAUCAUCCUGGUUAGCUUUAUACCAAAAUUAAAAAAAAAAAAAAA
Delphinapterus leucas (beluga whale) is the source of this 4196-nucleotide messenger RNA. It is a transcript of the gene EPS15L1, whose product is annotated as epidermal growth factor receptor pathway substrate 15 like 1. The record is from RefSeq and is a predicted model, not a curated record. Gene Ontology annotation, biological process: endocytosis; endosomal transport. Gene Ontology annotation, cellular component: clathrin coat of coated pit; cytoplasm; plasma membrane. Gene Ontology annotation, molecular function: calcium ion binding; cadherin binding. NCBI's taxonomy places the organism in Eukaryota, Metazoa, Chordata, Mammalia, Artiodactyla, Monodontidae.